Solea senegalensis (Senegalese sole) is the source of this 956-nucleotide messenger RNA. RefSeq names its product glucagon-1-like. Bases 67 to 606 code for a protein of 179 amino acids. NCBI's taxonomy places the organism in Eukaryota, Metazoa, Chordata, Actinopteri, Pleuronectiformes, Soleidae. The record is from RefSeq and is a predicted model, not a curated record. The transcript is spliced from 6 exons. Gene Ontology annotation, molecular function: glucagon receptor binding; hormone activity. Gene Ontology annotation, biological process: response to starvation. Gene Ontology annotation, cellular component: extracellular region.
CCAAAAACAAGCAGAGGAACUAUACCUGCACUGCUCUUUGGAAGGAAAGAAGAAACGGUCAUAACCAUGAAAAGCAUCUACUCCCUGGCUGGCUUCCUCCUGGUCCUCGGCUUUGUUCAGAGCAGCUGGCAGGUCCCUCUGCACGAGGCUGAAGACAACACAAGUUUUGAGGCAGACGACACAUUAGCGGAAGAGCCGAGGGAGCUGUCGGACAUGAAGAGACACUCGGAGGGGACGUUCUCAAAUGACUACAGCAAAUACCUGGAGGACAGGAAGGCACAGGACUUUGUUCGGUGGCUGAUGAACAACAAGAGGAGUGGCGUUGCAGAAAAGCGCCACGCGGACGGAACCUUCACCAGUGACGUGAGCUCCUACCUCACGGACCAGGCUAUUAAAGACUUUGUUGCCAAGCUCAAAUCUGGACAAGUCAGAAGACAAUCUGAAAAGGACAGGUGGGGUGAAGCACUCAGCAGAAGGCAUGUAGAUGGAAGCUUCACCAGUGAUGUAAACAAGGUGCUUGACUCCAUGGCCGCAAAGGAAUAUUUACUCUGGGUCAUGACCUCCAAACCCUCAGGGGAAAGUAGGAAACGACAAAUGGACCAGUGAAGACGCCCAUGGCGAGAAAACUCUCUGUGCUGCAGGCAAAGCCAUUUACAGGAGGAACAUGAAGCCAUACAGCUUUGCACGUUAUAAUGUCAAAACUAUGUUUCAAUUUGUAAGUUUUCUUUUUUACUUCAUUACUGCAUGUGAUGCAAAGAUACAAAAAAAUAUAUGUUUAUGGUGCACCAGAGAGGAGAAUUUUCUACAAAUUUAAUUUAUUGUCUAUAUUUUUAAGUUGAAAAACAUGAACACAAAAGGCAAAAUCUCAGGUAGACAAAUAGAAAGCACAUGUAGUGUCGCUGAUUUUCAUUGUAUGUCGUUGAUCCGCUCUGCAAAAUAAAGAUUUUUUUUCAUUG